Molecule: messenger RNA, 1389 nt
Organism: Microplitis mediator
Lineage: Eukaryota; Metazoa; Arthropoda; Insecta; Hymenoptera; Braconidae
Exons: 5
Coding region: 1-1389 (462 amino acids)
Molecular function (GO): nucleic acid binding
Source: RefSeq, a predicted model, not a curated record
AUGGAGGACCUGAGAUCCGCUAGAGAUCUCAUUGAUAAGGGCGCGUUCAUGGCUAACCUAGACUUGGAGGAUGCGUAUUUCCUGAUCCGGGUAAAAAGAUCCUCUAGAAAAUACCUUAGAUUCAGGUUCAAAGGCCAGCUUUAUCAAUUCAUGUGUCUUCCUUUUGGCUUGUGUUCUAGCCCUCAUACUUUUACAAAAAUAAUGAAACCGGUGGUUAAUAAACUUAGGUCAAAAGGCAAAGAUUACGAAGCUUGUAAGAAUAAUGUACAGAAUACGAUAGGCCUCUUAGAGGAGCUUGGUUUUAUCAUUAACUAUCGUAAGAGUACGACGACUCCUAAUAGAAGGUGCGUAGAGUAUGGCAGAGCAUAUUGCAAAAGAUUAGAAAGAGCUAAGUGGUUAGCUCUUACGUUGAAUAAUAAUGACUUUGAGGGUUUUAUGACAAUAAAUGCGGGCGUUUUGGAGGAUCUUCAAUGGUGGAGAGAUAAUAUAAUGAGCGCUAACAGCAGAAUAAAGUCUCACAAAUAUAGCAUAGUGAUAACUUCGGAUGCUUCAAGGACAGGCUGGGGAGCGGAAGCUGGAGGUGUUGUUACAAGGGGUUUUUGGAAUCCAGAGGAUCAGAAGCACCACAUUAAUUAUCUGGAACUUUACGCAGCUUUCUUCGCGCUUAAAUGUUUUGCUCACGAGUUACGCGACCGCGAAGUCCUUCUUCGUAUAGAUAAUACAACAGCGAUCGCUUACGUCAAUAAAGCUGGCGGAAUUAGGCAUCCAAAGUUAUCAGAUCUAGCUAGAGAGAUUUGGCAAUGGUGUCAAUUAAGAGGAAUUUGGCCAAGGGCAACAUAUAUUCCAUCGAAGCUGAAUGUAGAAGCAGAUGCCGCUUCCAGAGUGGAAAACCUGGACACCGAGUGGGAAUUAUCCAGGGAAGCCUUCCGAACCGUAUUGGACACCUUUGGUUUGCCUUCGAUUGAUCUCUUUGCAUCGCGUAUUAACAGGAAGUGCGUAAGAUUCUAUUCGCGUUAUCCAGAUCCAGAUGCAGAAUCAGUAGACGCGUUUACGGCAGGAGUGUCACCCCCUAGCGAACAAGUUGUCACUAGUGGUCGGCAAAUUAUCCGGCAGGCCUUUGUCACCAAGGGCAUCGGAGAGGAAUCAAUAGACAUCAUGCUCAGUUCUUUGUCAGAGUCAACGAUUAAGCAGUAUGAGGGAACAUUGAAGAAAUGGCUAGUUUUUACUCAAGCAAGGAAUAUCGAUGCCUUUAAUCCCCAGAGUACGGAGGAACAACCUCUCAAAGGACUCCUUAUUAUCGAGGUUCAUCCGGGGGACAUUCAAGAAGAGACCAUCGCGACCGAAGUACUCCGAUACCUGGGAUACAGACCAGGUCCUGACAUAUAUUGA